Molecule: messenger RNA, 879 nt
Organism: Dioscorea cayenensis subsp. rotundata (Guinea yam)
Lineage: Eukaryota; Viridiplantae; Streptophyta; Magnoliopsida; Dioscoreales; Dioscoreaceae
Product: 40S ribosomal protein S9-2-like
Biological process (GO): positive regulation of translational fidelity; translation
Cellular component (GO): cytosolic small ribosomal subunit
Molecular function (GO): structural constituent of ribosome; rRNA binding
Source: RefSeq, a predicted model, not a curated record
GCUUACCUCUUCGCUGCUUCUCUCCUCAAUCCCUCAGUUUCGCGGCGGCGGCGGCGGCGGCGAUCGGCAAGUUGCCCUGCGGCGGGUGACGGAAUCAUGGUCCACGUUUCGUUUUACAGGAAUUAUGGCAAGACGUUUAAGAAGCCACGAAGGCCAUAUGAGAAGGAGAGGUUGGAUGCCGAGCUGAAGCUUGUUGGAGAGUAUGGCUUGAGGAACAAGCGCGAGCUUUGGAGGGUGCAGUAUGCGCUGAGCCGUAUCCGUAAUGCUGCCAGGGAACUGCUGACUCUUGAUGAGAAGAACCCCAAGCGUAUCUUUGAGGGUGAUGCACUGCUGCGCAGGAUGAACCGCUAUGGACUCCUUGAGGAGAACCAGAAUAAGCUUGAUUAUGUCUUGGCCCUCACUGUCGAGAACUUCCUUGAGAGGAGGCUUCAGACGUUGGUGUUCAAGUCUGGAAUGGCUAAAUCCAUCCAUCAUGCUAGGGUGCUUAUCAGGCAGCGCCACAUCAGGGUGGGGAGGCAAGUGGUGAACAUUCCAUCAUUCAUGGUUAGGGUGGAGUCUGCAAAGCACAUUGACUUCUCUCUCACAAGCCCACUUGGUCAAGGGCGCCCUGGAAGGGUGAAGCGAAAGAAUUUGAAGGCAGCAUCAAAGAAGGCUGCUGGAGGUGAUGGUGAAGAAGAAGAGGAAGAAUGAACAAAGUGAGCAGGCAUUACUAGUAGUUGAGAGCUGGUAUUGGAAUUUUGUUUCAAGACUAUUAUGUUUUUUUCUAUAUUGUAUUUUUGCUUGGUUUAGACUGUCAAAUCUUAUGCGUAUUUUGUACUGACCAUUUUAAGCUGCACUUUGGUUGUUUUUCAUUAAAUCGUUCUAUCACUGUGCUUUUAC